This is a messenger RNA of Salvelinus namaycush (lake trout), 1079 nucleotides long. Its product is annotated as ras-related and estrogen-regulated growth inhibitor-like. The transcript is spliced from 4 exons. Gene Ontology annotation, molecular function: GTP binding; GTPase activity. The record is from RefSeq and is a predicted model, not a curated record. Lineage: Eukaryota; Metazoa; Chordata; Actinopteri; Salmoniformes; Salmonidae. Bases 60 to 797 code for a protein of 245 amino acids.
AAUUGGAAACUUUUUAUGGUUUUGAAUGUUGAAUUUGAUGACUAAUUUAACAACAUCCAAUGGAUAAAGAAACCAUGUCCACCAAUUUUGGUCUAUCAAGAACUUUGAAAAGGACAGGCAGUUUGUCUUCGAGAACGGUCAGGAUAGUGAUUUUGGGCCAAGCGGCUGUUGGCAAAACUGCAAUGGCUGUGCGAUUUAUCACUAGAAGAUUCAUUGGCGAGUAUGACCCAACGCUCGAGACCAUAUACAGACAUGAGAUGUCUAUUGGUGGUGAUGUGGUACACUUUGAAAUACUGGACACAGCAGGGCAGGAGGAAGAUGCCCUGCUGAUCGAAGAGAAGAUAAAGUGGGGAGAUGGAUUUGUGAUUGUGUACUCUGUAACAGAUAGGUGUAGCUUUGACGAGGUCAUGCGUCUCUGUUUCCUCGUCAAUCACAUCCACUCCUCUUCAGGCGCCCGCAAGUGCAGCCCUGAGCCUCCACCCAUAGUUAUUGUGGCCAACAAGAAGGACCUUGAGUUUGACCGAAUGGUGAGCACUGAGGAUGGAGAAGGCCUGUCACAGGGCCUAAAACUGCCCUUCCAUGAGAUUUCAGUGCGUGACGGAUGGGAAGAGACAGCUGCCGUCUUUAGUGUUCUUUAUGGAGAUGUGAUCCAGCAGCUUGACACUUCCCCAGCCUCAUUUCGCAGGAGAGCAGUCUCCAAGCUGAUGGAGAAGAUCCCCAGGAUCAACUCCAAUCCUCCUGGCACCCCUGGCCGCAGCUUCAGCUUCAGCUCAUUCAGGGACUUCCUGCCUGACUGAGCCGGAUGGGUUGGGGCUCUGAACAGCGUCUGUGAUUUGGGUAUUCACAGGGGGAAAGUGAAACAUGUUGUUUUGGCAGCGUGCCUCUCUAGAAUAGCUGUGUUAGUGCUCUAUGGAAAGUGAUACACCUGGAUACCUGGAUAAGAGACUUGGACACAUUCGAUCGGAAGAUGGACCUAGCAACUACUGUAGAAUGUAAUUCUAUAAAUAUUUGUGGGGAUAAGAUUAAAAUCAAGCGUAAUAAGAGUAUUACAAUUCUGUUUGUUGUUCAUGUCUCAUCAA